This is a messenger RNA of Aspergillus aculeatus ATCC 16872, 1014 nucleotides long. Its product is annotated as proline racemase family protein. The coding region runs from base 1 to 1014 and encodes 337 amino acids. NCBI's taxonomy places the organism in Eukaryota, Fungi, Ascomycota, Eurotiomycetes, Eurotiales, Aspergillaceae. Gene Ontology annotation, molecular function: 4-hydroxyproline epimerase activity. The record is from RefSeq and is a predicted model, not a curated record. The transcript has a single exon.
AUGCGAUCGCGCCGCAACAUCUCCCUGGUAUGCUGCCACUGCGAAGGCGAAGUCGGCGACGUGAUCGUCGGCGGGGUGCUCGACCUUCCCGCGCCAACGAUGCACGCCAAACUCGUGCGCUUCAUGGCCGAGCACGACGACCUGCGCCGGCUGAUCCUCCACGAGCCCCGGGGUCGCCUCGAGAUGAGCGUGAACCUAGUCCUCCCACCGUGCGACCCGCCCGCCGACGCCGGCUUCCUGAUCAUGGCCCCGGGCGACUGGGUCCCCAUGUCCGGGUCGAACACCAUCUGCACCACCACCGUCCUUCUUGAGACCGGGAUGAUCCCGAUGCAAGAACCCACAACUGAGGUGAAGCUCGACACAGCGGCCGGGCUGGUUACGGCCACGGCUGAGUGCUACGAGGGCCGGUGCAAGUCCGUCUCCUUCGACAAUGUGCCUGCGUUUGUGUACGCGCUCGACAUGGAAGUCUCGAUUCCGGACAUAGGAAGUGUUCGGGUGGAUAUUGCAUACGGGGGCCAGUGGUACGUGAUCGCCCAGGCGAAGGAUAUGGGAACUGUACAGGUUCGGACGGCCGAGAAAGACCGGCUAGUCGAGUUGGGUCAGCAGCUGAAGGCGGCGGUGCUGGCGCAAUGUAUGCCCACGCACCCUGCGAACCCGGCUAUCCGGGGCAUCAAUAAUGUGAUCAUCAGUGAGCCGCUUGUUGAGCGGGAUGGUGGGCUUUCGGUGAGGCAUACGGUCAUUGUGACGCCGGGGAGGCUAGAUCGGAGUCCCUGCGGGACGGGAAGCUCCUCGCGUCUGGCAGUGCUCCACGCACGGGGACAGGUACAAGUUGGGGGGGAAGUGACCUUCCGCAGUAUCAUCGAGACCGAAUUCGUUGGUAUCAUACGCGGGGUGCAGAAAGUCGGGGAUAUUGAUGCGGUGCUACCGACGAUACGGGGCAGAGCGUGGAUUACAGGCGAGCGUCAGGUGCGGUUAGAUCCUGAUGAUCCAUUCCAAACCGGGUUCUUGAUUUGA